UUUUGAACAGAACUUGGGUGAAAUUUUCUACGAAAACUUAAAGGCAAUUCGAGAUACUGAAAUGAUAGCAAUGAUCGAUAAAAUUAACAACGAAAGAAUUUCCUACAGAGAAUUAUUCGUCGCGAGUUUGAAAACUGCUCGUAAGUUAAAAGAUUUGGGUAUAAAGGAAGGAGACGUCAUCGGAAUCGUGAGUGACAACCGAUUGGAGUAUUUUGUACCAGUCUUGGCGUGCUUUUAUCUGCGCGCCAUCAUUCAUCCGACUAAUUCUAGCUAUCAUAUAUCUGAAUUGAAGCAGGCUUAUAGCAAUAGCAAACCUAAAAUUAUCUUCACUUCGAACGAUAAAAUGGAAAAAGUCGCGCAACUGCAAAACGAAACGGAUUACAUAAAGGAGAUAAUAAAUUUUGAUAAUAACUAUUUGGAUAUUGUAAAAGGGGGCGCAAUUUUGGAAUCCAUUGAAAAGUCUUCGGAUUGCGAUAAGAAGACAGCAGCAAUUGUGUCUUCUUCUGGUACAACGGGACAUCCAAAAUCCGUGGUCCUAACACAAGGAAAUUUGAAAUUCAUAAUGCGCAAUUCCAAGUAUCUAAUUCUUUCGUAUUCGUCUGAAAGUACUGGAAUAGGAAUAUUGCCAUUCUAUCACAUCUUUGGAUUAAUGCAAACAAUGACAAUUUUGAAUUGUAGAGCUAAGACCGUAAUUCUUUCCAAAUUUGAACCUGUUUCAUUUUGUGAGAUUAUAGAAAAAUAUAAUGUGCACUUAUUGUUAAUUGUUCCAACAAUUGCCGACUUUCUUGCCAAACACCCGAUCGUCGAUAAAUAUAAUUUUAAGUCUGUGAACGACAUAGUUUGCGCUGGUGCUGCGCUUGGUUACGAAAUUCAAACUAUUUUGGAGAAAAAAUUUAACUGCGCGGUGCGACAAGUGUAUGGAAUGACCGAGACCGGCGUUGCAACGGUCUGCGUUCUAGGGAAAAAAUGCAAACUAGGAAGCUGCGGUACGCCUGUGCCAGGUGUAGAAAUCGAAGUGAUUGACGCUCAAACGAAAAAUACUCUAGGUCCAAAUGAGCCAGGCGAAAUUUGUGUGAAAAGCGUUCAGGUUAUGAAAGAGUAUUUGGGAAAUCCCGAAGCCACUCGAGCCACCAUCGACGAACGGGGUUUCUUGCAUACCGGCGAUAUCGGUUAUUUCGAUGAAGAUGGUGAUUUCUUUAUCGUAGACAGAUUGAAGGACUUGAUCAAAUACAAAAGCUUUCAGGUUCCUCCGGCAGAAUUGGAGGAUGUUCUCAAGUCUCACAGCGAGAUCACAGAUGCCGGAGUUAUUGGGGUACCAGAUGAAAGGGCCGGUGAACUACCAAUGGCUUUUGUCGUCAAAGUGAAAAACUCUAAGCUAUCUGAGCAAAAUGUUAUAGAUUAUGUUGCAGAACGAAUCUCAGUACAUAAGCAAUUGCACGGUGGUGUGAGGUUCGUCGACGACCUACCAAAAAAUUCUACUGGUAAAUUGCUUAGGAAGAAACUUCGAGAAAUGUUAUAAUAAAUAAAUGUUGCAUUUCUAAGAUUCUUUUUUUUUUUAAUUACUAACAAUUUUUGGUUUAUUAAAGAAGAUAUUGAUAUGUAAUGUAUUCUGGUGCAGAGUGAAAAUAUUUAAGAAAAUUUGUCAAACAAUUAAUUAUAGGUCUAUGGAUA
Molecule: messenger RNA, 1671 nt
Organism: Nicrophorus vespilloides
Lineage: Eukaryota; Metazoa; Arthropoda; Insecta; Coleoptera; Silphidae
Product: 4-coumarate--CoA ligase 1-like
Exons: 8
Coding region: 62-1519 (485 amino acids)
Biological process (GO): fatty-acyl-CoA biosynthetic process; long-chain fatty acid metabolic process
Molecular function (GO): long-chain fatty acid-CoA ligase activity
Source: RefSeq, a predicted model, not a curated record